This is a messenger RNA of Olea europaea var. sylvestris, 504 nucleotides long. RefSeq lists its product as uncharacterized. The record is from RefSeq and is a predicted model, not a curated record. NCBI's taxonomy places the organism in Eukaryota, Viridiplantae, Streptophyta, Magnoliopsida, Lamiales, Oleaceae. The transcript has a single exon. The coding region runs from base 1 to 504 and encodes 167 amino acids.
AUGGAGCGCAUCUUUCGACACAUCGCUUGUACGGAUGCACCGAAAAUGCUAUGCACAAAAUUUAUGUUUGUUGGAGGAACUAGUCACUGGUGGGAAUCUGUCUCAGGCACUAGGACGGAAGAGCAGCAAUGUAACUUGAUUUGGGAGCAGUUUAAGGAUGAAAUAAUGGCAAAAUAUUUUCCACAGGCUUUGAGAGACUUCAAGGAAUCAAAGUUUCUGCAACUCAGGCAGGGAGAUAUGUCGCUUACUGAUUACAAAAGGCAGUUUGAGCAGCUCUCAAGAUAUGCCCCGCAUUUAGUGGAUACUGAAGUUAAGAAGAUUAGGAGGUUUGAAAAUGGACUUGGCCUAGAGAUCGACAUGAUCAUUAUGUCUCAUCGUUUCACAUCAUAUCGUGAGAUGUUGGAGAGAGCCCACGCUAUUUCAUAUCAGAGGACCACAUUUGGACAGUAUGCCCACCAAAGUAGGGAGUCGUUGGAAAAAGAAAGUGGAGUAAUCAGAACAUGA